Molecule: messenger RNA, 1552 nt
Organism: Cuscuta campestris
Lineage: Eukaryota; Viridiplantae; Streptophyta; Magnoliopsida; Solanales; Convolvulaceae
Source: the annotation of a GenBank genome assembly
GUCUAAUUCCAUAUCCCAACUCAAACGUUAGCUGCGCUGGGAAGCUUUGGGCCGACCGGAAUACGAUGACGAUAGACGACGUGAGCUCCAUAUACGUCGGCGGUUUACCGUACAGCACAACCGAAGAAAGUCUCCGGGAAAUCUUCAACAUCUACGGUUCCGUCGUCGACGUCAAGAUAAUUAAUGACCAAAAUGUCAGGGGAAAGUGUUAUGGUUUUGUCACAUUCACAAAUCCUCGAUCUGCUCAGCAGGCUAUUGCUGAUAUGGAUGGACAGACCAUUAAAGGGCGGGUCAUAAGAGUGAAUGAUGUCAGGACCAGGGGCAGGUCAAAUUUUGACCAUCAGAGUUCUCAUCGUCACACUAAGAGAGGGCUGGAUAGUGAUAAGGACAGCUGGGAAAGAGAUGAUGGUUAUGAUUAUGAUAGACUUAGGGAUGGUCGUAGGGACCGUUCUCGAGACCGUGAUCAUAACAGGGAGAAGGGGUACCCGAGAGUGCAUAAUCCGGAUCUAGAAAGAGAUUAUAAUGUGGAUAGAGAUAAAGCUGAAGAAUACAAAAGAGAUAUAGACGUUGAACGAGAACGUCAAAGGAAUCAUGGUGACAGCUUUGAAAGAAUUAGAGAUCACCGUAGAAAGAGGCAGAAGAAUGACGAUAAUCGUGCAAGCAGAGACAAUGAUCUAACUUCUAAGUUACCUAAUGGGUCUGGUACUGAUCACUAUGAUAGAGAUCGUUCUCCUGAAUCAAGUGAAAAAAACCAUGAUCUGGCUGAAAAGCAACUGGAUGUUUCAAAUAGAAAGCUUGAAGAACUUCAAAACAAGAUACCUCAGAUUGAGGAAAUGGUGCAGGAGAAGACAAAGCUAGUUUCAGAGUUACAUGAAAAGCUCCAGAAACUGGAGGAUUCACUGCAAGGUGUGAAGAAGCUUAGGUCACAAAGGCAGCACCAAGUAUCUAAGCUACUCAAGUGUUAUCUCCAUGUAAGGGAUUGUGGUGAAAGACUUAAAGUUUCUGAGCAGGAGCUUCAGUCGCUUGUCCACUCAACAAUGCUGGAUAUGGAAUGCGAUGGUGGUUUCAGUUUGAAUGAUGCAUUCUGAGUAGCAAGGUUUUUUUAGAGGACAAUAGACAUGGAAAACAUUGGCUUUACAUUCUAACCCAUGGCAUUUGGUACAUACAAUUGUACUUAUACACUGAUGCAUGGUAGGAUUUCCAAUAUCAUUGCUACUGAAACAAAAGGAAAAAGAAGUCAUUUGUGUUGAAUAGUCAGUACUUCCCUCUGGACACAGGCAGAUUAUUGAUUUGGCUGUCUAAGGUGUGUGAAGAGGAAAUUAGACUAGAGAGUAAUGGUGAUUCUACUAAACUUAGUAAAGUGUGUUUGUUUGAAGGAGAGGGGAAAGUAUUAUGUUUUGGUUCAAGAGGGAAGAGGAGGAGAUGCAAUAACUAAUUUACCAUUAUACCCUCGAUACAUUUGUCUUGUUUUUUUUUAUCAGGACUCAAUGAUUUUUGGGUAAGCAGCCCAUUUGCAUUAGUAUAUACUCCUAAUUAAACGUCUUUUUUUCCU